AGCACCAACACUGGUCUACAUCAAUAGCUUGGUUACCCCCUUCCCGUUCCUUGCACCCUCUCAUAAUCACAAUCAAGCACUGGUCAAGUGCUCCUCAAAGCCGCCAUGGAUAUGGACAUGAGCUCAGCUUAUUCUCACCAUUGGCUCUCCUUCUCCCUCUCUAACAACUACCACCAUGGCCUCCUUGAGGCCCUCUCCACCACCUCUGCGCCUCCACUUGGAGAAGAGGGGGCAACGGAGGAUGCGCCGAAAAUGGAGGACUUCCUCGGCGGUGUAGGCGGCGGCGGCGGCGGUGCCGCGCCGGUGGCUGCUCCGGAGGAUCAGGUUGGCUGCGGCGAGCUGGGCAGCAUCGCCGCCGGGUUCUUGCGGCGGUACCCGACCACCGAGAACGCCGGCGGGGUGACCAUCGCGAUGGCGACGGACGCAGUAGAGGCCGAUCCGGCGAGGAGGCCCGCCGAGACGUUCGGGCAGCGGACGUCCAUCUACCGUGGUGUCACUAGGCACCGGUGGACGGGGAGGUACGAGGCGCACCUGUGGGACAACAGCUGCCGCCGGGAAGGCCAAAGCCGCAAAGGCCGCCAAGUCUACUUAGGAGGCUAUGAUAAGGAGGAGAAGGCCGCAAGAGCCUACGACCUCGCCGCGCUGAAGUACUGGGGUCCAACCACCACGACGAACUUCCCUGUUGCCAACUACGAGAAGGAGCUGGAGGAGAUGAAGUCGAUGACGCGGCAGGAGUUCAUCGCGUCGCUGCGCAGGAAGAGCAGCGGCUUCUCACGAGGGGCUUCCAUCUACAGAGGAGUAACAAGACAUCAUCAGCACGGCCGGUGGCAGGCGAGGAUCGGCAGGGUGGCCGGAAACAAGGACCUGUACCUGGGCACUUUCAGCACGCAGGAGGAGGCGGCCGAGGCGUACGACAUCGCCGCCAUCAAGUUCCGUGGGCUCAACGCCGUGACCAACUUCGACAUGAGCCGCUACGACGUCGACAGCAUCCUCAACAGCGACCUGCCGGUCGGCGGCGGCGGCGCCGCCACGCGCGCCUCCAGGUUCCCGUCUGACCCAUCGCUACCGCCGCCACAUGGCGCCGGAGCGUCGGCUGCAAUGCCACCAUCGGAGAAGGACUACUGGUCCCUUCUUGCCCUGCACUACCAGCAGCAGCAGCAGCAGUUCCCCGGCUCUGCAUUUGACACCUACGGCUCCUCCGGCGUGAACGUGGACUUCACAAUGGGGACAAGCAGCCACAGCGGCAGCGGCAGCAGCAGCAGCGCCAUGUGGGGCACUGCGGCCGGCGCAAUGGGGCAGCAAGACGGCAGCAGCAGCAACAGGCAAAGCAGCAGCUAUCCCAGCAACAUUCCUUAUGCUGCAGCGGCAGCAGCAGCAGCUAUGGCUUCUGGAUCAGCGGGCUAUGAGGGCUCCACUGGAAACAAUGGGACCUGGGUGGCGAGUAACACGAGCACGGCUCCCCACUUCUACAACUAUUUGUUUGGGAUGGAGUAGGUGAACUGGCUCUAAGAUGAGUGGUAGACCUAGGACUGACAUGGAACUGAUCAAAAUUUUGGCUGCUGAUGCAAGCAGGAAUGUGAUGCAUCCUUCUGCUUAUUCUUUUUCUUCCCUGACAUAGUCCUGUAGCAGAGAACUCAUGUAUCACCAGCAUUUCUAAUUCAAGCUCCUUUUUAGCUAGUUCC
Oryza brachyantha (malo sina) is the source of this 1682-nucleotide messenger RNA. RefSeq names its product AP2-like ethylene-responsive transcription factor AIL5. Lineage: Eukaryota; Viridiplantae; Streptophyta; Magnoliopsida; Poales; Poaceae. Gene Ontology annotation, biological process: regulation of DNA-templated transcription. The transcript has 9 exons. Gene Ontology annotation, molecular function: DNA binding; DNA-binding transcription factor activity. Bases 106 to 1494 code for a protein of 462 amino acids. The record is from RefSeq and is a predicted model, not a curated record.